Messenger RNA from Penicillium arizonense, 147 nucleotides. RefSeq lists its product as uncharacterized. The record is from RefSeq and is a predicted model, not a curated record. The transcript has 2 exons. Bases 1 to 147 code for a protein of 48 amino acids. NCBI's taxonomy places the organism in Eukaryota, Fungi, Ascomycota, Eurotiomycetes, Eurotiales, Aspergillaceae.
AUGUGGGUCAUGUGGUCAUGUGACCUCCUUAGUGGCGGCUCGUGGGCUCUCAAUUCCUGGUCAUCCUCCUGGGUAUUCUCGUGGGCGUCACCCCUUGUGGACCCCUCGUGGGCGUUACUCCUCGUGGGCGUCACCAUUUAUCUGUAG